Messenger RNA from Gymnogyps californianus (California condor), 1649 nucleotides. RefSeq names its product solute carrier family 35 member F4 (gene SLC35F4). Gene Ontology annotation, cellular component: membrane. NCBI's taxonomy places the organism in Eukaryota, Metazoa, Chordata, Aves, Accipitriformes, Cathartidae. The transcript has 8 exons. The coding region runs from base 24 to 1484 and encodes 486 amino acids. The record is from RefSeq and is a predicted model, not a curated record.
CCCGCGCGCGGCUCCCGCCCUCUAUGGAUGGGAAGGCAGCACCCAACGGCGUGGCCACCAUCGAGGACAGGAUCUUGCGGAUCACGGGCUACUAUGGAUAUUACCCGGGCUACUCCAGCCAGAAAAGUGCCUCACGAUCAUCUGUCAUCCAAUGCAAGCCAGGAGGCAACUGCCCCAGCAGACACAGAGGCAUGACUAGGCAGCUCUCCCCUCUAACUGUUGCUGAAGAUUCUGCUGCUCCCAUUCUUGAGCUGCAGAAUCGAAGUCCCUCGGGAAUCUGUCGGCACAGCAGAGUCGAGAGGCAGAGCAGAUCAGGAGAAGAAGGAACACAAACACACACAGAGAGCAGCAGCCAAGAAGCUGAAGGACAGACACGAUGCCAGUCUUGCACAUCCACAUUUCUCAAGCUUAUCUGGAGAUUUCUGAUCAUUUUGUCCGUCUCUUCCUCCUGGGUUGGGACCACACAGUUUGUCAAAAUCACGUAUGAGACCUUUGACUGUCCUUUUUUCAUGACUUGGUUCUCAACAAACUGGAACAUUAUGAUUUUUCCCAUUUAUUAUUCUGGGCACCUUGCAACUGCACAGGAAAAGCAGUCUCCAAUCAAAAAAUUCAGGGAAUGCAGUCGGAUUUUUGGUGAAGAUGGUCUGACGCUGAAACUCUUUCUUAAAAGGACUGCUCCCUUUUCUAUUCUGUGGACUUUGACUAACUACCUGUAUUUACUGGCUUUAAAGAAGCUGACAGCCACAGACGUCUCUGCCCUAUUCUGUUGUAACAAAGCUUUUGUCUUCUUGCUUUCUUGGAUUGUGCUGAAAGACAGGUUCAUGGGAGCAAGGAUAGUUGCAGCAAUAAUGGCAAUCACAGGAAUCGUAAUGAUGGCAUAUGCAGAUGGUUUCCAGGGUGAUUCAAUUAUCGGGGUAGCAUAUGCUGUUGGAUCAGCCUCUACAUCUGCAUUGUAUAAGGUUUUGUUCAAAAUGUUUCUUGGAAGUGCAAACUUCGGGGAAGCGGCUCAUUUUGUUUCUACCCUGGGCUUCUUCAAUUUAAUUUUCAUCUCUGUUACCCCGAUCAUACUGUAUUUUACAAAAGUGGAGUACUGGUCCCCCUUCUCCGCUGUGCCGUGGGGUUACCUGUGUGGUGUAGCCAGCCUCUGGUUAGCUUUCAAUAUUCUGGUUAACGUCGGUGUUGUGCUUACAUACCCCAUUCUGAUCUCUAUCGGCACAGUGCUCAGUGUCCCUGGAAAUGCAGCCGUGGAUCUGUUGAAGCACAAAAUGAUCUUCAGUGUAGUGAGGUUGGGAGCCACCAUCAUCAUUUGCAUUGGGUUUCUGCUGAUGCUCCUCCCUGAGGAAUGGGAUGAAAUAACCCUGAGGUUCAUCAACAGCUUGAAAGAGAAGAAAAGUGAGGAUCAUGCCGACGACAUCACAGACUCCAGCGUACACACGAGAAGCAGAAGUAGAGCUAAUGGGACAGUGUCUAUACCACUAGCUUAGGGCUGGUGGACUUCAACUGCACGCAGAUGUAUAUUCUGUGAAUAUAGCUUAAAUUUCCUCACUACUUGUAUGCUUAAAAAUGACAUUUACUCUGAACUGGGGAUGAACUGUAAGAUAAGAGAAAGACAUCUAUAGUAAAUGUUUACAUUUAUACACUUAUCAAGG